This is a messenger RNA of Hyla sarda, 6590 nucleotides long. RefSeq names its product TIAM Rac1 associated GEF 1 (gene TIAM1). Gene Ontology annotation, molecular function: guanyl-nucleotide exchange factor activity; protein binding. Gene Ontology annotation, biological process: activation of GTPase activity; small GTPase-mediated signal transduction; positive regulation of axonogenesis. The record is from RefSeq and is a predicted model, not a curated record. Gene Ontology annotation, cellular component: cytosol; plasma membrane; synapse. Lineage: Eukaryota; Metazoa; Chordata; Amphibia; Anura; Hylidae.
AGCAAGUUAUUGUCCCGCCUUCUCCAGCUCCGCCCCGUCCCUUUGCUCUUGCGGUAACAGUGUAUCAGUAGCGGCAGUGGCUGGCGGAGCCGGCAGGGGAGACAGAGCUGGAAGCCGGGCGGUGAGGAGAGAAGACAUCAGCCGGGGGAGGGAUGCAGCGAGCCGGCCAGGAGACACCUGUCUGCAGGGCUCUUUUGAUCACUGAAAACCAUCUCUGACACCUGUGAUAGAUUGCCAGGUGGUGUGGCGGCAGUACAAUCUGAUGGAGUCCAGGCCACGGAUCUUAUAUGCCGCUCUGUGCCUGGAAUCCAUGGACUUGAAUCAUUCAGCCAAAACAAGACAUGAAUGACCAGGAAGCAGAAAGGCCCUAUGUCGAGUGAUGCUGAAUACGUUGUUCUUCUGCCAGAGACAGUGAAAUCAUGGGAAACGCAGAAAGCCAAAAUGUAGAGCAAGCUUUGUACGGUAAAGAGCACCCAAGCCUGGGCCGCAAACACACCUCUCGCUCACUCCGUAUCUCCAACAAAGCUUCGCGUCGUACGAGGCAUGCUUCUUCUGGGAAACCGGUACACCGUAAUUCAGAAGUUAGCAACAGGUCAAGUAGUACUCCCAGCAUCCCACAGUCUCUUGCAGAAAAUGGCAUGGAACCCUACUCUCAGGAUGGCACCCUCGAUGAUUUUGAUACCCGAGGAUGGGCAGACGUGGGAAUGAGACCAGUGUCCUACCAUACAGAUUCUUCCGUCACGCCUAGCUUGAACAGCAGCACAGUCCUCACAGCGGCGUCCGUACAGAGUAUGCAGGAUUCUGAAGAAGGGAGACUCUACGGGGAGGAAUCUGCCUACUACCCUGACGGAGAUCGGCGAUCACAACUCUAUAUAACCAAUGGGCCCAACCUCUUGGAUACUGCCAGUUUUAAGAAGAAACGCUCCAAAUCAGCUGAUAUAUGGAGGGAGGACAGCUUAGAAUUUUCACUCUCAGACCUGAGCCAAGAACACUUAACUAGCACUGAGGAAAUUUUAUGUUCCACCGAGGAGAAGGAUUGCGAAGAAACCAUUAGACCUGACCCAGGGGACUCUCAGCUGGACUCUUCCCAACGUGCCAACUCCUUAACAGACUUGUACCCGCAGAAGAGCCAGUUUUCCACCAUCAAUGGUGUCCCCAGGAAUAAGUUCAUGAUCUACUGUCGAAACUUGGUGUCUCACUCGCCAGAAUCUGUCCAAUACAAAACGUCACCUGCCUCGGCCAAUGAGGCGCCGUCCUACAGUAACUACAACACCCUUCCCUGCAGAAAGUCUCACUGUCUUUCCGAAGGUGCUACAAACUUGAAGCUCAGUCAUAGUAACAGCAUGCACGGGCGCAGGGCGAAAACUACUCAGGGUGCACUCUGUUCUUCUAUGAAAGCGAUGGUCGCUCCGGUAUAGACAACAACAGUAUCCCGAAGCACGCCGUGUGGGUGGAGAACAGUAUCGUACAGGCCGUGCCAGAACAUCCCAAGAAGGACUUUGUAUUCUGUCUCAGCAACUCACUUGGGGAUGCUUUUCUCUUUCAGACGAGCAGCCAGACCGAGCUAGAGAACUGGAUCACGGCCAUCCAUUCCGCAUGUGCCACCACCGUGGCCAGACAGCACCACAAGGAGGACACGGUCAAACUCCUCAAGACCGAAAUCAAGAAGCUGGAGCAGAAGAUCGACAUGGACGAGAAGAUGAAGAAGAUGGGAGAAAUGCAGCUUUCUUCCGUUACCGACACCAAGAAGAAGAAAACCAUCCUGGACCAGAUCUUUGUCUGGGAGCAGAACCUGGAGCAGUUUCAGAUGGACUUGUUCCGGUAUCGCUGCUAUCUCGCCAGCUUGCAGGGUGGUGAGCUGCCAAACCCAAAACGCUUACUGGCUUUUGCAAGCCGUCCAACUAAGGUUGCCAUGGGCCGCCUGGGAAUCUUCUCUGUGUCUUCAUUUCAUGCUCUGGUGGCUGCCCGUACUGGAGAGUCCGGUGUCAGGAGGCGGACACAAGCCAUGUCCAGAUCAGCCAGUAAGAGGAGGAGCCGGUUUUCUUCUCUAUGGGGUCUUGACACGUCUUCUAAGAAAAAACAAGGGAGGCCGAGCAUUAACCAGGUUUUUAAUGAUGGUUCAGAAUCAUCUGUCAAGAAAUCAUUGGAAGGGAUCUUUGAUGAGACCAUAUCUGAAGACAAGAAGGAGAAGGAGGUGGCUCUGACCAGCGUCCAUCCUCACAAUCCCGACACCGACAUCUGGGUCCACGACUAUCUGACGCCUUCCUGGGUUUGUUUGCCAAACAACCAGUCGGUCCUGAUUGUAAUCCACCCAGAGGACACGGCUAAGGAUGCCUUAGAGUAUAUCUGCAAGAUCAAUAAGCUGGACUACACGGCUCAUUAUCUUCGCCUGAAAUUCUUAAUGGACAACCAGCCUCGCCUCUAUAUCCCCAAGCAUGAAGAGGAGAUCUAUGAGUUGCUUUAUAAGGAAAUUGAGAUUUGUCCAAAAUGCUUGAAAUACAUAAAGCUUGAAAAGAUUGGCCCUACAGACGCCUUUGGAUUCUCUCUGUGCUCAGUGGAAGAAGAUGGGAGACAUCACCUGUAUAUUAAUAAUGUGAAAGAGUCUGGCCUGGCCAUUAAGAAAGGCCUCAAAAUAGGAGAUGAAGUGAUGGAGGUCAAUUCAGCCACAGCCCGGGAUCUGAAUUCUGCCAUGCUGAAACACCUUCUGGCCAAACCUUUAUUGUGCCUUACUGUCCGCACCUGCCCUAAUUUGGAGGAGAACCAGUCACUGAGAGAGGCGCCCCCUCGCCGAGCGGAUGGAGAUAGCCUCGACUACACUCUCUUCUCCAGUAGUCGUGGUUGCAGUGAAGACGACACCGGCAAAGAGACCACUCCGGAGGAGAUAGAAGUGCAGCUGGAGGUGUCGGACGAGACCGAUGCAAUGAACAAAAGCACAGAGCAGGUUGCAGCCUUUUGUCGCAGUCUCAAUGAGAUGAAUUCUCCCGAUUCUUGCCUCAGCCCCUCCGAGUUCACAGGACCCCAGCUGGCGACCAUGAGGCAAUUAACGGACGCCGACAAAUUGCGCAAGGUUAUCUGCGAGCUGCUGGAAACGGAGCGCACCUAUGUCAAGGACCUCAAUUGCCUGAUGGAAAGAUACCUAAAGCCAUUGCAGAAGGAGACGUUUCUCACACAAGACGAGCUUGAUGUUCUUUUUGGCAACCUGGUCGAGAUGGUGGAAUUUCAAGUUGAAUUCCUUAAAACUCUGGAGGACGGGGUCAGGCUGGUACCAGACCUGGAGAAACUUGAAAAAGUGGACCAAUUCAAGAAAGUCCUAUUUUCCCUGGGCGGAUCUUUUCUGUAUUACGCUGACCGGUUCAAGUUGUACAGUGCCUUUUGCGCCAGUCAUACAAAGGUCCCUAAAGUGUUAGUCAAAGCUAAAACUGACCUGAAUUUCAAAGCGUUUUUGGAUGCUCAGAACCCAAAACAGCAGCACUCCUACACGCUGGAGUCCUACCUGAUCAAACCCAUCCAGCGCAUCCUGAAAUACCCUCUGCUCCUGAAGGAGCUCUAUUCCUUGACCGAUGCCGAGAGUGAGGAGCAUUACCAUCUUGAUGUGGCCAUCAAGACCAUGAACAAAGUGGCCAGUCACAUCAAUGAGAUGCAGAAGAUACAUGAGGAAUACGGAGCCGUGUUUGAUCAGCUCAUAGCCGAGCAGACCGGAGAAGUUAAAGAGGUUGCAGACCUCUCCAUGGGAGAUUUAUUACUGCACAACACUGUAGUAUGGCUCAAUCCACCGGCAUCACUGGGGAAGUGGAAAAAAGACCCUGAACUGGCCACAUUUGUUUUUAAGACAGCCGUUGUGCUGGUGUACAAGGACAGCUCCAAGCAGAAGAAGAAGCUGGGUGGCUCACAUCGUGCAUCUAUGUUUGAGGACAGGGACCCCUUUCGAUUUAGGCACAUGAUACCUACAGAGGCUUUGCAGCUUCGGGCUUUGACCACAUCAGAUGCUGAGACAAACUCUGUGUGUGAAAUAGUCCAUGUCAAAUCUGAGUCUGAGGGAAGACCGGAACGGGCGUUCCACUUAUGUUGCAGUUCUCCAGAUAGCAAGAAGGAGUUCCUGAGGGCCGUGCACUCCAUCCUGCGAGACAAGCACAGGAGACAGCUGCUGAAGACGGAGAGCUUACCCAACUCCCAGCAAUACGUUCCGUUUGGAGGGAAGAGGCUGUGUGCACUGAAGGGCGCUCGUCCGGCCAUGAACAGAGCAGUCUCCGCACCCAGCAGAUCACUUGCUCGAAGGAGGCGCCUGGUGAGGAAUCGAUUUACCAUUGACUCAGACACAGUCUACUCAACAAGCCCGGAUAAAGAAUCCGAACCAGAACCAGAGACCGAACCUAAACCUCCACAGCAGACAACCAGCAGCGGUGACACUGACCGCUGGGUGGAAGAACAAUUUGAUCUUGCUCAGUAUGAAGAGCAGGAAGAUGUGAAAGAAACGGACAUCCUCAGUAGUGACGAUGAGUACUGCGAGUCCAUCAAAGGUGGCUCUAUGGAUAAAGAUAUAAGCGAACAGCUAGAAGCCACCUCCAUAUCCAAUAACCCAUUGAAUAGCAUUCUCCAGAACGCGGUGGGCACUCACGCUUCUCGUAUGACUCAGCUGAAGAAGCAGACUGCGUUUUCCGGAAUGAACGGCAGCAUUGAGAGCACCACAGAAGAAGUCAUAUGGGUGAAACGAGAAGACUUUGUGCCUGCCAGGAAACUAAACACGGAAAUAUAAAGCUGUCACUAUAUGCUAUAAAAGGGUCCGAAAAGGUGACGGUUCAGCCCUUCAUGCACUGUGGAAUCGGGAUCCUCUAGACUGCACACUUGCACACACACAACAUUGGCAGCUCAAACCGGCCAGCGAGGCCACAACUGGUUACAAUAAAGCAAAUGCAAAAUCCUGUUACACAAGUCCACUCCUCCAGGUUGGGGUGGAGGGGUCGGCUUCUUAUUCUUUUUCUUAUUUAUUCUAAAUAAAAUUAUCAGGGUUGGACAGAAAAGGGUAAUGUACAAAAACGUGGCGGUAAAGACGAGAGGUGCUGCCUCAAGUCGUGUACAAAGAGUGAGCACAAAUAAGUAAAGGGAUUUGUGUCGUGACUGCUCGAUCACUCCUUUGUCCCCCCCCCAAACGCGUUUCCCUGGUUUCUGAUAUUGGCGUGUUUCUCCUUCUUUUCCCCAUCAAUGUUACGCUUCAGUAGCUUUGUAUUUGAAAAAAAAAAACUAAACAAAAAACAAAGUGUUUUUGAAGAAUAGUUUUGGAAUUUUUGUUGCAAAACUGUUACUUUUCCCUGUUUUUCUGGUUUUUCAGUCAUGCACUGGUUUUACAUUGUAAUUCUAAAAAUAAGUUAAAAAAAAUUAUAAAAUUGUAACCAUGCCAAACUCUUCUUCCCACAGACCCAGAUGCAAAACUUGAAAAAACAAAACAAAAAAAGUUCUAUAUUUCUCUAUUUUUUUUUUCCUUUUAUUUUUUUAAUUUAUACCUUUUUAAAAAUUCAGGGACACCAAGGGAUAUUGGGGGGCAUUUUACAUUGUAAAGUUAAAGAAAGUACAGAUGAUCUAAUCUUUCAUAGAGAAUAGGACACACUAGUUUUAUACGCAUAUAUAUAUUUAAUAAAGAAAGUCUCCGACGAGGAUGUCCAUACAUUAAACAUAUCCUGAAUUUUUUUUUUUACUCUAUUUUUUAAGUCGUAGCAAUGCACCUCCUUGAGCCUGACCACUUCAUGGACCAUUCAAGUAGGACUUGAUCUCUUGCACUUAGCAUACAUUAUGUUCCCACUUUCCACUCUCUUCUCACCUGACCAAUUUUUUUUUUCUCGUUCCUUCUCCACCAGACGACAUGACGGCCCAGCAUCUCCUCUUUAUUUAUAUUUUUUUUAAUAAAUACUGAUACCUAUCUCUGUUGUGAGAUACUUUGACAUCAUUGUGUUGUGCGGAGUUUGACAUCUUCAUGUUGUGAUUACUUGGUGGAAAUAGCUACUUAAUAUCUGAAGUGCCCGAUGAACCAAUGGGAACGACAACAAAAAUAAAAUAACAUGGCCCCUGGUUUAACGGCACUGUAAGAUGUUAAGGCCAAUGUACAUGACGCUAGCUAUGGUUCCAUUGUGACGUGAACGAGUGAGGAACGUGACUUUGCUAUAACUUUGCUGCUUUGCAAAUCCUAGUACAUCUUAUUUUUGGUUGGCGUGACGGUGAAUUUUGCAAUCCAUGAGCAAAGCUUUUGAAAAAAAGAAAUAUGAAAAAAAAUCCUCUUCCUUCGUAAAUCUAUUGUACGAUGCCAUCUGCAGUUCACUUGUGCGCGCGCCCCCUCCCCGACUCAGUAUCCGGAGGUGAACAGUCCUGUGGUGUACUGUACCAAGCAGAAUAUGGUCAAUUGUAAAAAAUAAAAAAAAAAUAAACUGGAAAGUCCGGUGCUUGACUUGGGUACCAGUGUAUGUACAUACUGUCAUGACAUGUCUAUGUCAGAUGUUCUUAUAUAUUUCUUUUAUAAGCUGAAAGAAGGUCUAUUUUUAUGUUUUUAGGUCUAUGAAUGAAAAGUUGUAAAUGCUUGUCAAACAAUAAAAAUAUGAUAUUAA